Molecule: messenger RNA, 2393 nt
Organism: Serpula lacrymans var. lacrymans S7.9
Lineage: Eukaryota; Fungi; Basidiomycota; Agaricomycetes; Boletales; Serpulaceae
Exons: 9
Coding region: 11-1057 (348 amino acids)
Source: RefSeq, a predicted model, not a curated record
GGACUGCCAAAUGUGGAACACCAUCCGCCAAUUCAUCGAUCAGCUCCAUCCGCUUAUUGACAACCACACAUCCGCCAUGCAGCCAUCCAGGCGAGCUACACAUGCUGGCUCUUGGUAUUCCAGCAGUGGUCGAACGCUCGACGCGGAGCUGACCCAAUGGUUAGCUGCCGUCACUUCAGAUGAGGACUUUGCACCCCCAAUCACAGGCUGCAAGGCCAUCAUUGCUCCGCAUGCUGGAUAUUCGUAUUCAGGCCCUGCCGCAGCAUGGGCAUACAAGAGCAUAGACACAACCGACAUUAAAUGCGUAUUCAUCCUCGGACCUUCCCACCAUGUUUAUCUUGACGGGUGUGCACUUUCGAACUGUGAACAGUACGAAACACCACUAGGCGAGUUGCCCUUGGAUCUCCAAGUCAUCCGAGAUCUCCGGGACACAGGUGAAUUCGAAGACAUGGACAUUCAAACCGACGAAGAUGAGCACAGUAUCGAGAUGCAUCUAUCUUAUGUACGAAAAGUAUUUGAAAACUCUGAUAUUUCGAUCGUGCCAGUUUUAGUGGGUGCUAUCUCAAAGGACAAAGAGGCUGCAUACGGACAGAUAUUGGCCCCCUACCUGGCUAGAGAAGAUACCCUAUUCGUCAUCUCGAGCGAUUUCUGCCACUGGGGUACACGGUUCAGCUAUACGUAUUAUUACCCGGAGCCUCUCCCAAGCAACACCCCUGGCAUCCGUCUUUCUCGAUCUGGUCCCCCACCCUCAACGUUGUCCAGUAGACCUAUCCACGAAUCUAUCUCUGACCUGGAUCACGAAGCGAUGCAAUUGCUAACUAUACCUCCGGGAUCAGCUGUGAAUGCACACCAGGAGUUUGCGUCUUACUUGGGAAGAACCAAGAACACUAUUUGUGGUCGGCACCCCAUUGGGGUCCUGCUGGGUGCACUGUCCGUGUUGGAGCAGGAUGAGACUCACAGCGUUAAGAUUAAGUGGGUUCGUUAUGAACAAAGCAGCCAGUGCUUCAAUAUCAGGGAUUCUAGCGUGAGCUAUGCAAGUGCUUACAUCUCGUUCUGAAUCAUUUUGUAGCGAGUAGUGUCAGUGUACUAAUACAAAUUACAGUGUAAGUUACGGUGUAUAUCAGUUCCAAAGUAUGCGAGAAGUGCUGUUAGUUUUGUAUUCAAUAAAAUAUGGACAGUAAGAGGUUUGAUUGGAGCUUUUAAUUUCAGGCUUUGGCGAGUCCGAAACUAAAGAAGAGCUUACAGUCGAUAUACCACGUUGAGACAGGUUUCGUAUCAGUCAUCAUUCCACUCCAGAGGCAUGAUUCUCAGUCGCAUCGCUCCGGUCCUUAUCCGCACUAUCGAUCUCACGCAACAGCUCCUCAUAUUCUGGGAACAGUGGAGCCGUCAUGCGCCGGCAGUAGGAGCGUAGAACAUGGCUACUGAUAACCAUCGAAGUAAAAUACGGAUUUGCCUUCGUACCCAGGCUGCAGGCAAGAAAGGCGGAGAUGGUGACGUCGAUGGUGGUAGGUUUCUCACCGUGGAAGUACGGAUGUGCAGAGAGACGCACUUCCAACGCCUGAAUACCCUCCUUCUCCAAACUCUUCACCUCCUCUUCAGAGUGUCUCCCCAUACCUUCGGCCCACAAAGAAUUCUUGGCGCUCCUCUGAAACAUCCCAAGAACGAAGGAGCUGAGGGGCCAUGGGAGCCAGAAUGGAAGUGGAGUCACUUCCAGUGCCUCUGCCAUCAUCGUCGCAAAGUUGUCGUCUUUGCAAUACUUCUCGUACCUCAUAGCACUAUAUAGGACCUCUUCCAUAUACGCCUGGAAUGCCCGAGACUCGCUCUUCUGAGAGGCUGUGAGCCCAGCUUGAUCAUCUGGGUUGGCAGAUAUGCCGUUUUCGACGAGAUAGCGAAUGAUGAAAUGGGAGUCGGCGAUAGUCACUGUCUUGCCCUCGUGCUGAACGUCGACGUAGGGGAGCUUGCCCUUUGGAGCUUUGUCCGUCAUAGUCUCGCGGACCUCGUAAGGUGUCGAGGUGAACCUCAGAAAGGUCUCUAGUUUUUGGCAAAAGGCGGAAUAGCUUGGACCUCGGGCUGGCUUGGCGAAAGCCCAGAGGAUGACUUUGCUUUGGGAGGCGUCGGAUGUUGACAUGACUAGGACUGGGAUGGGUUCUGUAGCGUUGGAUAGAAAUGUGCAUGGAUGAGACGUUUAAUCCUUACUUACUAAUAUGUAUGUAGUUUCCAGAGGCUACCGCUGGUAGACGCGUCCAACUCCAAGACACUCAUCGGGUUGCAUCGGUAGGGAACAAAUACGUAUAGUACUCCAUGACUAUUCGCUGAGUCAAUUCCCAAUUGACUCUCGUACAUCAUUACAUGUGAUCAGUCUUUUCAUGCCGUUACAGUAAAAGGUGGAACUU